Molecule: messenger RNA, 457 nt
Organism: Ectocarpus sp. CCAP 1310/34
Lineage: Eukaryota; Phaeophyceae; Ectocarpales; Ectocarpaceae
Source: the annotation of a GenBank genome assembly
AUGUGCAUGCUACCGAAAGGGAUCGAGGAACGCCCGUUCACGGUCAGCGCCGCCGACCAGACGUACAAGCAGACAGAUCGGUUUGUGUUCCUUGGACGUACCAUCUCCGCGGACGGGAAGGCCGACCGGGAGAUCACGAGCCGCAGUUGCCGAGCGUGGAAGUGCUUCGGCCGGAACCGUGCUUCGAUGUACGACAGGUGACGGGCCUACCGUCAGCUCAAGAUCCGGCUACUCCAGGCUGAAGUGGUGGAGACUCUCCCAUAUGGGUGCGGCUCGUGGAGCCUAACAGCGGAGCACUUCACGAAGCUCAAUGGGACCCACCGCCAGUUCCUUACACGGUGCAUCUGCUGGAGCAAGCGGAAACGCUCAGACCGCCCCCUGUGCUAUGCCCAGGCCCUCAUCCAGGCAGGCUGCGAGGAAACCACCAAGGCCACCGUGCGCAAACGGAGACUGUGUU